ACAGCUUUCUUUUCGUAGUAAGCAGCUGCAUUCAUUUACAACUUUACACGGUUUUAGACAUUUAUUUUCUACAAAAACUAAAGCGAGCGACAUGCUCCGAGUUACUCCAACGGAUGUAGAACAUACUUCAAGAGGGAAUUUUUCGUUUUUGAAUCAGGAGGUUUUCAUUAUGAAAUAAAUUACUGGUGAGGACAUGCAGGCAUUGCUCUUAUUGAUCUUCAGCAACACAGUGUCGCUGCUUGAAAGUGCAAAAGCUGAUGUUCAAAAAGGAAUCGUAGAACGGAGACGAAGAUCUUUCGUUUCCGAACUACCGCUGCAUUGUCCACCAUGCGAACAAGUUCACUGUAAUAAUUAUGUACGCUGCAAAGGAGGGUUCAGUUUUGACGUCUGCGACUGUUGCAAAGUGUGUGCCAAGUUAGAAGGGGAACAGUGCGGUGGUCACUACAAUUACCUCGGAAGAUGUGACAAAGGACUGACUUGCCAGCCGAGGGAACCCGCAGAAGUGACAUUUUUUAAAGAUGGUGUGAAGAAAGUCUACAGGGUGGAAAGAGGUCUUUGUAAAAAAGUUUCUUCUUGCAAAUCGAAAUGUGAUCCCGUGUACUGCUCACAAAAUCCCACCGCGAUAUGCUCAGCUGUAGACAAUUCGGACAAAAUGCUGCAGUGCCAAGGCGUAUGUCAGCAUACUUCCUGCCGUGCAUGUAAAUUCAUGAUGCCACCACAAGUAUGUCCUAAAUGUUCCAGUUAUGAUUUCAGGUGCAUAAGGAGAUUCGGAAAAUGCACUCAGAAAAACGAAAGCAAAGCCAAACGGAAUUCUUGCAAAAAGCUGAAGACGAGUUCUAAACAAGUUUUCCGUUGCCGAGUUCCAGAAUGUGAAUGAAUGCCUUUGAAAUCAUCAUAGUAUAUUUAUAUAUAUAUAUAUGUAUUUCAAUAAAAUUUUUUGAUACUUUCA
Molecule: messenger RNA, 949 nt
Organism: Stegodyphus dumicola
Lineage: Eukaryota; Metazoa; Arthropoda; Arachnida; Araneae; Eresidae
Biological process (GO): regulation of signal transduction; regulation of cell growth
Cellular component (GO): extracellular region
Molecular function (GO): insulin-like growth factor binding
Source: RefSeq, a predicted model, not a curated record